UAGUUCAAUCACACUCUUUUGGUAUAUCUUCAUUGUGUUUUACCCAGAAAUGGGAACUCAAGAGAUUGAUGUUUUAGAGGAUUAUUCAGAGGAUGGAUGCAGCAAGGGAUGGUUGAUGCUAGCUUGCAUGGUUCUUUCAUGGAUUGUUAUUCACAGAUGGAGCCAGAGGAAUAGAAAAGGCCCCAAAACAUGGCCACUAGUAGGAGCAGCAAUUGAACAACUAGUUAACUAUCACAGGAUGCAUGAUUGGCUUGUCAAGUACCUGUCUGAGUCAAACUCUGUUGUGGUGCCAAUGCCGUUCACAACCUACACUUACAUUGCAGAUCCAGCUAAUGUAGAACAUGUCCUCAAGACCAACUUUGCCAAUUACCCCAAGGGUGAAGUGUACCAAUCAUACAUGCAAGUCCUGCUUGGAGAUGGAAUCUUCAAUUCAGAUGGAGAGCACUGGAGGAAACAGAGAAAGACUGCAAGUUUCGAAUUUGCAUCGAAGAAUUUGAGGGACUUCAGUACUGUUGUAUUCAGGGAUUACAGCUUGAAGCUCCAUAGCAUUCUGAGUCGAGCAUCUUUUCAAGGCCUACAAGUAGAUAUACAGGAAUUGCUUAUGAGGAUGACUCUGGACUCCAUAUGUAAGGUGGGAUUUGGUGUAGAGAUUGGAACCCUGGCUCCAAACCUACCAGAUAAUAAAUUUGCACAGGCCUUUGACACUGCAAAUAUCAUCGUCACAUAUCGAUUCAUUGAUCCACUAUGGAAGAUAAAGAAAUUCUUGAAUCUGGGAACAGAAGCUUUACUUGACAAGAGCAUGAAAACCAUUGACGAUUUUACAUAUUCUGUAAUUCGGAAAAGGAAAUCAGAGAUAAAAGAAGCGCAACAGAGUGCAGAUAAGAACCUGAUGAAGCAUGAUAUACUGUCAAGAUUCAUCGAACUAGGUGAAGAUCCAGAAAGCAACCUAACUGACAAAAGCCUCAGGGAUAUUGUCCUCAACUUCGUGAUAGCUGGUCGGGACACAACAGCAACCACUCUCUCAUGGGCGAUUUACAUGAUAAUGACCCAUCCUGAGGUAGCUGAGAAGCUACAUAUGGAGCUGAAGACUCUCGAAGAAGCUUUGGCACGAGAAGAGAAAGUUCCAUUGCUCCAAUAUGACAAAGAGGACCUUGAAUCAUUCAAUCAAAGAGUGAAACAAUUUGCAGGACUCUUGAGUUAUGAUUCACUGGGAAGACUAUACUAUUUACAUGCGGUCAUUACAGAGACACUCCGUCUAUACCCUGCAGUUCCUCAGGACCCUAAAGGCAUAUUGGAAGAUGAUAUUCUACCAGAUGGAACAAAAGUCAAAGCAGGAGGAAUGGUGACCUAUGUUCCCUAUUCGAUGGGUAGAAUGGAGUACAAUUGGGGUGCUGAUGCAGCUUCAUUUAAGCCAGAGAGAUGGCUGAAAGACGGUUCCUUCCUAAAUGCAUCGCCAUUUAAGUUCACCGCAUUUCAGGCAGGACCAAGAAUAUGCCUAGGGAAGGACUCUGCAUACCUUCAAAUGAAGAUGGUGCUGGCCAUUCUGUGCAGAUUUUUCACAUUCACUCUGGUCCCUGGUCAUCCCAUUGAGUAUAGGAUGAUGACAAUUUUAUCAAUGAAGCACGGUUUGAAGAUUAACGUAGCCAGACGUUCAUCAGAUGCAUGA
This is a messenger RNA of Fragaria vesca subsp. vesca, 1666 nucleotides long. Its product is annotated as cytochrome P450 704C1-like. The coding region runs from base 50 to 1666 and encodes 538 amino acids. The record is from RefSeq and is a predicted model, not a curated record. Gene Ontology annotation, molecular function: monooxygenase activity; iron ion binding; oxidoreductase activity, acting on paired donors, with incorporation or reduction of molecular oxygen. NCBI's taxonomy places the organism in Eukaryota, Viridiplantae, Streptophyta, Magnoliopsida, Rosales, Rosaceae. The transcript has 6 exons.